AUGAGCUAUUCCAAUGAUAAUUUGACGACGACGAUACAAGAUGUGCAAGAAGCGAACGCCCUCAAAGACCAAGAAGAGAUAUCAGAGAUAUUGAGGAUAAAGAUCGAAGUAUGCAUCUAUGUAAUCGUCUUCUUCGUCGGUGGCCCUCUCAACCUAAUGGCCCUAUCUCGUUCCCUUCGAGCCUUCUCGCGAGCCCACAAAGCAAAAAGUCAGAUUCUCCUCCUCCGAAUAACCCUGAAUCUUGCGGACCUGAUGACCCUAUUUCUCUACGUACCUAAACAAAUCAUUUGGCUGAUAACUUAUCAGUGGUACGGUGGAGAAUUCCUCUGUCGAGCGUGCGCCUUCUUCUCCACUUUCUCCUUCUACUUGAACUCAUUUGUCAUUGCGUGUAUUGCCAUCGAUCGAGUCUUCGGAGCAGUCAACAUCAGCUCGCUUAAUGCGCAUCGAAAGGCUUAUAUCAGAUGUCGGAAUCUAUUGGGAUGUGGAUGGGUUUUGGCUUUUUUGUUGUCGCUGCCGCAAGCGGUUGUUUUCACAACGACUAGUCCCUAUGAGAACAUUGAUUUCAAACAGUGUGCUACAAUCUUCAUGAUCUUCCUUCACGAGAAACGCAUCGAGUACCAAGACCCGUUGACAACCGACGCACGACGUCAACAAAUCGACGAGGAAGCCUAUCUCAUGGAACGAUGGGAGAAGAUGUAUGCCAUCAAUCAUUUCCUAUUCGUCUUCUGGAUUCCAUGUAUCAUCAUCAUUGGCAGCUACGGUGUAGUCCUCGUGCUCCUUCAGAGACAUCUCAAGCAAGACAAAUCUCCAUGGUGCUCCAUCUUCUCGAUCUUCAGUUUCCGCGUGAAGUCGUCAUGCGAACUGAUGACCCUCGAUGAGACACAAUCUACUACAACCAGAAGUCCAACGCGGUCGACCUAUUUGCUAGCUCAAGAGGAAUCAUACGCCCUUAAAUCGUGCUCCUCCUCCUAUGAAUUCGAGUCUUACCCAACACAACAGCCCGUUCGAAGUGGAUCUUUCCGAUCUAGAAGCUCUAAUGGUGGAAGUGCAAAGUUCGGAGCCAUGGCAGUUACCACUAUCCACAGAGCCAAGCAGCACGCCAAACGACAAGCCGCACUGAUCAUUGUGGCGUAUCUGUGCAUUUGGAGCCCUUACAACUUGUUCACCGUACUCAACCUAGUUGGAUUGCCUAUUAUGGAAGAGCUACGUCACUUUUUGAGCUUUCUAAAUGCGGCGAUUUGUGUGAAUACUGUAGUCAACCCCAUCAUCUAUGGUGUCUUCGCACUGCCAACAAGGAAGGAAAGAGAAAGGAGUGGAACUUGA
Messenger RNA from Caenorhabditis briggsae, 1323 nucleotides. It is a transcript of the gene Cbr-gnrr-5, whose product is annotated as Protein CBR-GNRR-5. The transcript has 4 exons. Bases 1 to 1323 code for a protein of 440 amino acids. Gene Ontology annotation, cellular component: membrane. Lineage: Eukaryota; Metazoa; Nematoda; Chromadorea; Rhabditida; Rhabditidae. Gene Ontology annotation, molecular function: G protein-coupled peptide receptor activity. The record is from RefSeq and is a predicted model, not a curated record. Gene Ontology annotation, biological process: neuropeptide signaling pathway.